Messenger RNA from Scatophagus argus, 3385 nucleotides. Its product is annotated as eosinophil peroxidase-like. Gene Ontology annotation, molecular function: heme binding; peroxidase activity; protein binding. The record is from RefSeq and is a predicted model, not a curated record. Lineage: Eukaryota; Metazoa; Chordata; Actinopteri; Scatophagidae. Gene Ontology annotation, biological process: response to oxidative stress. The transcript is spliced from 15 exons. Bases 21 to 2753 code for a protein of 910 amino acids.
CUAUAAAUAGUCCUUCUGUCAUGAUGAGCAGCAUUGAGCCCCUGGAGGUUCAGACUGGAUGCAAGAGCACAUUACAGGACAGGAGCUUCACCCUUUUCACAGAGAUGAAUCGGUUUCUGUGCCUGCUGGCUGCAGGGCUUUACCUGUUUUCUCUGUCCCAAGUUGAAUCACAUUUGAGCCGGAGUGUCAUUGAAGAAGCUGUCAGGACAGCCAAAGCCAAUGUGGAUGCAGCAUACGAGUACUCCAGGAGGGAGAGCAUUAACCGUGUGAGGAGGCAAUCAGCAAACCCUUCAGACAUCCUGCGCUUGCUGAAGCAGCCUGUUGGCCCAAGCCGUCAAGUUGUGCGCGCUGCUGACUACUUAGACAAUGCUGUCACACUGAUCAAGAGAUCUUUGGCAAAACGUCAGAAACGUUCCAUCAAUGCCACAGAUUUGCUCUCUGAGGAGGAUCUGCAGACCAUUGCUGAACUGACAGGCUGCUCUCCUCGACAUCGUGUUCCUUCUUGCAAGACAACUCCCAAUUUGAACAAGUUUCGCACUGCAAGCAGCGUCUGCAACAACAGAAUGAACACUCGCUGGGGAUCUUCCAACACACCUUUCACCCGCUGGCUCCCUGCUGAGUACCAGGAUAGAAUCUCUGUGGCUAAAGGCUGGGAUGCUGACAGGAAAGUCAACGGUGAAAUUCUUCCGCUGGUGAGGGAGGUGUCCAACCGUAUUCUGCGCACAGCAAACUCUGACGUGGAGAGCGACCCACUCUACACUCACCUGGUGACAAUCUUCGGCCAGUGGACUGAUCACGACCUGACCUUCACUCCUCACUCUCCCGUCAUCCGCUCAUUCAGCAACGGCAUUGACUGCGACAAGACCUGCGAUCGCACUGAGCCCUGCUUCCCCAUUGAUAUUCCAAGCGCUGACCCCCGCUUUGGCAGAAACUCACACGAGUGCAUCCCAUUCUUCCGCUCAGCAGCAGCUUGUGGGUCCGGCAACACAGGCCACCUCUUCGGUGCAGCCAAUGUCCGUCAGCAGAUGAACACCCUCACAGCUUUCAUCGAUGUAGGCCAGGUGUACGGUUCAGACGAUGCCAAAGCUCGCUUCCUUCGGGACCUCUCCACAGAUGAGGGUCUGCUGAAGGUCAACACAGAGUACAAGGACAACGGCCGUGAGCUCCUGCCCUUCACCAACAUGGGUGCCAACAUGUGUGCCACACGAGCUCGCAUUACUAAGGACAAUAAUGCUGAGGAGGUGCCCUGCUUUCUGGCUGGUGACGAGCGCUCCAAUGAGAACAUUGCUCUGACCUCUUUGCACACACUGUUGAUGCGUGAACACAACCGUCUGGCACGAGCUCUGGCCAAACUCAAUCCUCACUGGGAUGGAGAGAGGCUGUACCAGGAGGCGCGCAAGAUCAUGGGAGGAUACUUUCAGGUUCUGACUUUCCGAGACUACUUGAACCACAUUGUGGGUCCAGACUUCAUUGCCAGGCAGCUGUCCACCUACCCUGGCUAUGAUGAAAACGUGGACCCCAGCAUCUCCAAUGUGUUCGCCACAGCUGCCUACCGAUUCGCUCACCUGAUGGUUCAGCCUUUCAUUUUCCGUCUUAACGAGAAGUACGAGGAACAUGAUGAUUUCCCCAGCCCACUGCUGCACAGAGCCUUCUUCACACCAUGGAGAGUCAUCUUUGAAGGUGGUUUGGACCCAAUCCUGAGGGGGCUGGUGGGUCGCAAGGCCAAGCUGAACACGCAGGAACACAUGAUGCAUGAUGAGCUGAGGGAAAGGCUGUUUCAGUUCUCCGCUGAGUUGGCGCUGGAUCUGGCAUCUCUUAACAUGCAGAGAGGCAGAGACCAUGGACUCCCUGGCUACAACCAGUGGAGGAAGUUCUGUGGGCUGUCACAGCCACGAACCCUGGCAGAGCUGGCUGCAGUGAUGAACAACUCUGCUCUGGCCAAGAGAUUUUUGGAUCUCUAUAAAACACCUGACAACAUUGACGUGUGGGUGGCUGGAGUGGCUGAGCCGUUUGUCCGUGGAGGAAGAGUGGGACCUCUGUUUGCCUGUAUGAUUGCCACUCAGUUCCAGAGGAUCCGUCAGGGAGACCGACUUUGGUGGGAGAAUGACGGAGUCUUUACUGAGGCCCAGAGGAGGUCUGUGAGGGAUACAUCACUUGCUCGGAUCAUUUGCGACAACACCGGCAUCACUGAAGUGCCAGAGAAGCCCUUCCAGUAUCGGCCUCGACAGUCCGGUUACACACAGUGCAGUAACAUUCCUGCCUUUGACCUCAGUCCCUGGAAGGAGGAUGCACAAGGUCCAGUGAGUGUUGCAGGACCACCAGGACCCACCGGACCACAAGGUCCACCAGGCCCCCCUGGAUCUUCUGCCCCCACAGUGAAAGUAGCCUUCUCUGUGCGACUGGGAAACAACUUCCCCAGGACCGACCAGCCCAUCGCCUUCCGCGACAUCAUCUACAACGGACAGAACAGCUAUGACAUCAAGACAGGGUAUUUUACCUGUGAUGUUCCAGGUGUGUAUGAGUUCCAGUUCUUCUGCACCAUCACCCAGAGCGACGCCAGUGUGGAUCUGAUGCAUAACGGGAAGCUGGUUCUGCACUCGUUCACCACCAGGCAGAACGGUCACAUCACAGCCAGUGGCAGCGUGUACGUUAGGCUUCAGAAGGGAGACAGGGUUUAUCUGUUGUCCAAACAUGGUGCCAAUGGCCUGACCAGUGACAGCAUCUUUUCAGGGCAUCUGCUGUUCACUGAGUAGGAGACUGUUCUUCAUGCAGCUGCUGACCCAACUCUUCUUCAUGAUAGUUCUAAAAGUCCAUUUUAACAUGUUAUUUAGUCCAUUAUGCACCCCUGAGAAUGAGUGAAGUCACAAAUCUCUACAUAUCAGGAAUUAUAAAUAAGGAAGUUGCCCGACUCUAAAGCAAUUAAAAGCAAAACGUAGUAUCAAAAAUAUGUAUUUUUAUAGUGGAGGCUUGCUGACAGAAAGGCAAAAUGUGUAAACCUCGUGGCAUUAUUUGACUGAUUAAAGGUUUUGUAUUGACUGUAGGAGUAGCUGCACUAGAAAUGAAAAUGGGUACAUAUUUUUCUCUUAAUUUUAAAAUAUUGUAACAACCUUGCACUACCUGAUGAUAUGUGGUAUUGUUUCAUUUGUUUUGAAGUAAUCACUUUAUUGUCUUAUCAAAUUGUCUUUGUCUUCUCUGAGUAUAAUUUUGACAGCCUGUAUCUGGAAAUGAAUGUGAGCCAUAAGAUAAAUAAGCUACAACAGCAAAGGGUUUAUUUUAAACCUUUGCCAGAUUCGUUGGAUCUCACAUUUGUUUGUCCAGUUUUAAAGUGUAAGACUUUGAGUCUCUUUAAAUUUGACAUUAAUAAAUGUUUGUCAUGCAGAUUAAA